CUGAGCAGCUUUUGUCUGGUGAGCAGGGCUCGGAUCUCGGGUCUGCUCUUCAACUCUUGCAACUCCCGAACGAUCCAGGUGUCUCUGCAGCAGCUUCUGUCACCCUGUAACCCGCAGGUACUGGGAGAUCUGUAGGGAGGACACCGGGACAUCCCGGAGGCUGGGAAAUGGGAGUGGUGACAUUCAAAGACUUGUCUAUAGAAUUCUCUAUGGAUGAGUGGGAUUGCCUGGACCCUGCUCAGCAGAAUUUGUAUCGGGAUGUCAUGUUAGAGACCUACAGACACCUGGUCUUCCUAGGUCUUUCUGUCUCUAAGCCAGACCUCAUCACCUGUCUGGAGCAAAGCAAAGAACCCUGGAAGGUGAAGACACACCAUACAGUGGUCAAGGCCCCAGCUAUAUCUAAUCAUCCUGGCCAAGAUUAUUUGCAAGAUCUGGACACAAAUAUUUUAUUCCCAGAGAUGAUUCUGAGAGGAUAUCAAAGCUGUGGACCUGAGAAUUUAAACUUAACAAAACAUUGGGAAAGUGUGUAUGAGUGUAAGCAGCAGAAAGUAUGUGACAGUGGACUUGACCAAUGUUUAACAGCUACCCAUGGGAAAGUCUUCCAACGUAGUAAAUGCUUGAAAGUCUUCAGACAACUGUCAAAUCUAAAUAGACAUAAGAUGAUGUAUACCAUAGAGAGAACUUUUAAGUGUAAAAAGUAUGGGAAAGCCUCCAACCUAUGCUCACACAUUACUAAAAAUAAGAUAAUUCAUAUUGGAGAAAAACAGUACAAAUGUAAAGAGGGUAGCAAAGUAUUCAAAUUUUGUUCAAGCCUCUCUAAGCAUAGGAGACUUCACACUGGAGUAAAACUCUACAAGUAUAAAAAUUAUGGCAAUUGUCUUAGCCACAGAUCAACAUGUUAUAACCAUAGAAGCACUGAUACUAUAGGAAAACCCUACCUUUAUGAAGAAUGUGCCACACUUGCCAAUCAGUACUCACACCUUUCUGGAUGUAAAAUAAUUGAUUCUAGACAGAAACCCUACAAAUGUCAAGAAUGUGGAAAAAACUUUACUAGUUCUUUAACCCUUUCUAGACAUCAGAAAAUUCAUUCUGGAGACAAACCCUACAAAUGUCAAGAAUGUGGGAAAGUCUUUAACCUUAGUUCAGAUCUUACUAAACAUCAAAAAAUUCAUUCUGGAGAGAAACCUUAUAAAUGUGAACAAUGUGGCAAAACCUUUAACCGGUACUCAAUUCUUACUAGACAUGAAAGAAUUCAUUCUGGAGUGAAGCCCUACAAAUGUCAAGUAUGUGGAAAAGCCUUUAACCAGAGCUCAAACCUUUCUGUGCAUCAAAGAAUUCAUUCUGGAGAGAAACCCUACAAAUGCCAAGAAUGUGACAAAGCCUUUAACCAGUACUCAAAUCUUUCUGUUCAUAAAAGAAUUCAUUCUGGAGAGAAACCCUACAAAUGUCAACAAUGUGGCAAAUUUUUUAACCACUCCUCAACCCUUUCUAGACACCAAAAUAUUCAUUCUGGAGAGAAACCCUACAAAUGUCAGGAAUGUGGAAAAGGCUUUAGUCUUAGUUCCACCCUUACUAAACAUCAAAGAAAACAUUCUGGAGAGAAACCCUACAAGUGUGAAGAGUGUGGCAAAUCCUUUAGACAGUACUCUCACCUUUUUAGACAUAAAAGGAUUCAUUCUGAAGAGAAGUCCUACAAAUGUCAAGAAUGUGGAAAAGCCUUUAACUGGCACUCAAACCUUUCUAUCCAUCAAAGAAUUCAUUCUGGAGAGAAACCCUAAAAAUGUCAAGAAUGUGGAAAAGCCUUUAACCAAUAC
This is a messenger RNA of Nycticebus coucang (slow loris), 1814 nucleotides long. Its product is annotated as zinc finger protein 98-like. The record is from RefSeq and is a predicted model, not a curated record. NCBI's taxonomy places the organism in Eukaryota, Metazoa, Chordata, Mammalia, Primates, Lorisidae. The coding region runs from base 168 to 1778 and encodes 536 amino acids. The transcript is spliced from 4 exons. Gene Ontology annotation, molecular function: DNA-binding transcription factor activity, RNA polymerase II-specific; RNA polymerase II cis-regulatory region sequence-specific DNA binding. Gene Ontology annotation, biological process: regulation of transcription by RNA polymerase II.